Molecule: messenger RNA, 1430 nt
Organism: Volvox carteri f. nagariensis
Lineage: Eukaryota; Viridiplantae; Chlorophyta; Chlorophyceae; Chlamydomonadales; Volvocaceae
Exons: 8
Coding region: 1-864 (287 amino acids)
Source: RefSeq, a predicted model, not a curated record
AUGAGUCAGACAGCGCGGAUCGUCUUCAGUGAUAUCGAUGGCACCAUUAUGCAUGAACCGAAAACGAUUGAUAGGGACGCAGCUGUCCUCUUAACCCCGCCGUCGGCGAGUGGUCGUCAGGGGGUUAUCUCCGCCGCCACUCUGCACCUUGUCGCGCAACUUCGCUCCCGGGGCGCUCUCUUCGUAGUCAUUACAGGCGCCCGCCUUUCCACGUUGCUGAUGAGGCUGCCGUACCUGCCAGCCGCGGACGCGUACGUUUGUGAGAAUGGCGGGCGCAUUUUGUACCCAGGCAGUGAUUUGCCAACAGCUUGCCCCAUCACGGAGGACGCGGAAUGGCGCUCCUCACAUGAUCAGGUGGUGGGAUCUGUGGAACAGGAUGCCGUACAGCCCAAGGACAGAACGGGCUCGCUGUGGGAGCUGUACCGCCGGCUUCUGGCGGAGGGAUGGUACCUGGACGCGAACGGCUACACCACCAGCUUCAGGGUACAUGCUCGUGGCGACAAGACUAUGGAUGACCUUCGCGGGUUGGCGGCUUUCCGGUCCGAGGGCCUUAGCUGCUCCUUCAACCUGGGGGCUGCGGACUUCUACCCAGCUACCAGCGGCAAGGUGAUGGCAGCGCGCCACCUGAUGGUUCGUUUCGGUGUCGCCGCUAAGGACUGCUGCUUCUUGUGCGAUGAUGACAACGAUUUGGAGCUCGCUAGGGAGGUGGGACGAGCCUUUCUGCCCAGCAUAUCUUCGGACUCUGUACGGCAAGCGGCGGAGGCUCGGCCGGAGCACUUUGUGGUGGCCAAGUGCGAGGGGCAGGGCGUGGCGGCGACUGAGGAGAUGCUGCAGGCGGUGAUGACGCAUUACGACCUGCAGUAGCUCUGUGAUUGGAGCAGCAGCAAUGCAGGAGGGUAGUGCUGUAGAUGCAUUUUUAUCGCCAAGGUGAUACAAAUUGAAUGCUAGGGAUUGCUGGAGGUCAAUUACGUCUGACCGAGAUUAACCGGACGGGUGACGUGGCGAGACGUAAUAAAGGGAACCAUGCAGAGGUCGGCAGGCUGCAGGGUGGCUGCAAUUAGGCAGGAAUGAGGGAACGAGUCUUCGGUCGGCUUGCAUGGAGAAAACCGGCGAUCAGUGCCCUAUGUCCCAAUGGGCUGUUGGAUUCUUGGAGGUUCCUUGCAGAGAGCGAGCCGCAUGUGGGGCAUGACUGAGGAGGGGGCAGUUGCCGUUAGUUGCACGGCACGUUUGGUGGGCACGUAUCGAACUCGGUACUGCAAACUACGAGGAUGACGGGUUGAUCAUAAGAGCUGGUUUAUGCUUCUGUUGAUGUAGCUAGGUUAUUACGGACUUGCGCGAGGUGAUGAAUAAGGUUGCCUGGCUGGCCGACCGGGUGGGCACCGCAUGCAUCGGAAGGAGCGUUGACGAUUGCCAUGUUGUGGCGAUAUCUC